Molecule: messenger RNA, 2019 nt
Organism: Necator americanus (New World hookworm)
Lineage: Eukaryota; Metazoa; Nematoda; Chromadorea; Rhabditida; Ancylostomatidae
Exons: 21
Coding region: 1-2019 (672 amino acids)
Biological process (GO): 7-methylguanosine mRNA capping
Cellular component (GO): nucleus; cytoplasm
Molecular function (GO): methyltransferase cap1 activity
Source: RefSeq, a predicted model, not a curated record
AUGGGUAACGAAGAACAUCCUUCUCUGGACCAUACAGCGAUCUUGGACAGGGAGUUCUGCCUGAGGCGCAAAGGUGCAUGGUCGGAUUGUCCUUCGCUAGAGCCACUGUCUCUAAAAAUUAUUCAAGACGAAAUCAAUGACUUGAAAGUCCAGAUAAGCACUGUUUGUACAGAUGUUGAUGACGGCUUAAGAAAAUGGAGAUUGCAUACACAGAAUACACAUCCCCUCUCUAUGGCACCGAGAUUAUUGAGAGAUCAGCACAAUUGUUAUGGGACCAGCCAAGCAUACUGCAAAUUUCUAGAAAUUCUUCGCCGUUAUCCGCUGAUUCACUCCAGGAGGAGACAACUUCGAUCUUUUCACCUAUGCGAAGCUCCUGGUCAUUUCGUUACUUCACUGGAUCGAUUUUUGUGCACGUUUUAUCCUAAAAUGCACUGGUAUUGGGAAGCUAACUCGACGGUGUCAUGUGAUUUCUCAGAAAGCUUGUACUUGCACAUUGCUAUAAAAUAUGAAACUAAAGCAGUGCAAAGUUUGAACCCGCAUCAUGAGGGUACAAGUGCUUGUGAUAUGCUGCUUGAGGAUGACAUUAUACUAAGACAUCCUGAGCGUUGGCGCUUCGGUAAUGAUGGUUCCGGUGAUAUUAAAAAGUGGGAUGAUGACUAUUUAAAAUAUCUCGCCGGUGGUAGACAUUUUGAUCUUAUUACAGCUGAUGGCAGUUUGUACUCUCAGGAUAAUCCAGAAGAGCAGGAAUUAGUCACUCUACCUCUCUUCGAAGCUGAGCUAAGAAUAGCAGAACGGCUACUUGCAUUUCUCGGAUCACUUAUCGUUAAAGUGUAUACUAUGUAUUUGCCGGAGACUCGUGCGCUCAUUCAAGGGAUUGCCUCACAUUUUGAUGAUGUAUAUGUUUUCAAACCCAUGAGUAGUAAAGGCGGAAAUAACGAGAGAUAUCUGAUCUGUUUGGGAUUCCGUGGAUGUGAAACGAAGGUGUUGGAGCAGGAAGUAGCAGAAAAUGUUCUUCAUAAUUGCGAAAUAUAUUUCUCCAAGCUGCAGAGUUCAUUUAUAAAAGCAAAUUUGUUAACAUACAAUGUUAUCUCGAAGGAGGAACUAGGAGUAUAUCGUGAUCGCGUCUUUAGCGAGUUUCAUAGACGAGUACUUACGAAGUUUAUUUCAAGUCCAUCAAGGAAAUCACACCUAAGUGUGCAGAAGAUUGACCGUCCAUGGACAGACAUGUUCGGGAAGAAUUAUGUGGAAACACUACGUCAUAUUUCUGACAAACGAUCGGCUCUUCAUCAUCUGAGGAAGUUUCUCCAAGACGACUUCCUGACCGAACAUGAAGAAAUAUCAAGCACCGUGGAAGUGGAAUUCGCUGAAGACGAGCUAGAAUUCUUGGAAUGGGAUGAACAUCGACUCAUUGAAAAGAUGGUAGUGGUGAUCUGUCCAGUGAACUCUCAAAUAACUCACUCCCUUUUUAUUCCUCCUACCCUCCUUCGUGGUCUUCUUUACUGGAAAUCUGAGGCCAUCAUCGACUUGUGCACAUUUUCAAACUGUCAUUUUAAUGGACCUAGUCAAUAUGCUACGUCACUAGACUUUAUUGGAGAUGUGACUGUAGAUGCCUUUAAAAUGCGAUGUGACAAGGAUUGGCUUUUGGUUCUGAGCGGUAUCUUGGAUGGAGUUCAGAGAGAAAGAGUGAGACAGCUCGAAAUUUUAUGGUCAGCAUCGUCAGUACCAUUUGUGCUGUCGCGAUUUUCUGCAUCCGUUAUAACGAUGCUGUGCGUGGCAUUCUUUCAAUUUCAAUUGGGAGAAGGUCAAAAGGUGGCCUUAUUUUCGAAACCGAACUAUUCCGAGGACAUUCCAAGUAGUAUGGAAUCAUAUCUAGAGUCACUAUGUCGGUUAACCUGUGAAGACAGUUUGCAUUGCUUCGUUCCAUCGUCCCUGUUGGCAUUACUCCACCCUUACUUACUUGACUUCAAUCGACGGCAAUGGAGGCAGCUUCUAGGAAGUGAAAACUUUGGAAUUAAAUGA